AUGUUGCAUUUGCCCUACAACUCCUCCUCUGAUGAGUAUUUGUUUAUCGUGGCAGAUGACAUAGAGCAAGAGGACGACGACAGGGAUGUUUCCAUUGGCAACGCAGGAGCGGGUAGAGGGGCAACCAUGGUGACGAAUGGUCCACCCGUGAGGGCGAAGCUGGGUAUGAGCUUGGACCUGCAGCAGGCAGUGCACGCCACGCUUGCGGCGCUGCAGGCCUCCGGACUCCCCACUGCCCCAUUUGCGCCGAACAAUGGGACUCGCUCCGGCACCUGUACUGGCAGUGGUUCUGGCUCCAACGACACGGAGGAUGCAACGCACGCCUCAGAGUUGAAGCGCGCGAUGGCAGCUAUCAUGGAGCCAUCUAAGCUCUCGUCCCGAUGUGUGGCAGUGUUUCAGAAAUGCAUCACCGAAGGUGAUGGAACUGGUGACAAGGGUCUCAACAUGUGGCCGGACCACAAGCUGGUGGUGCAGUGGAGUGCGGCUACGGGCGCUGUCUGGGAGAACCAGAAGGAGAGGCCGCUGUACUGCCUCAACCAUUCGACAGAGCGCAGCACCACCUGGUCGGCAGUCGCGGCUCGCAUGCCCGGUGGCAUCACCCGCGACGGCCUGCCCUUCAGUGUUGACGAGUUUGAGAUCUUCAUUGCUGCUGCCUACUGGCGCCUCUUGUCGCGCAAGGUGCUGCGUAUCUACCCGUACACGCUGGCGUUCGCCUUGUAUGGGGUGAGUGCUCUGUAG
Molecule: messenger RNA, 738 nt
Organism: Closterium sp. Naga37s-1
Lineage: Eukaryota; Viridiplantae; Streptophyta; Zygnematophyceae; Desmidiales; Closteriaceae
Source: the annotation of a GenBank genome assembly